AUUUCCCUUUCCACUCUUGUAGCAAACUAAGUGAUCAUCUCUCUCGAAUUACUUGUUCAAUAUUAAGCUGUUGAGUUGUCCUUUGAAUAAUUUGGCAAAUAUGGCAAUGGCUUAUUUAGUAAGUUUGUUUAUGGUGAUGGAGAUGAUAGCGAUCAGCCGCUUUGGGUUUGGAGUAGAUGGUCUCCGCAUGGACUACUACAUGAUGAGUUGCCCAUUGGCUGAAUUCAUUGUGAAGAACACAGUAAAUAGAGCUUUGCAAGAUGAUCCAACUCUAGCAGCAGCCUUGGUUCGAAUGCAUUUCCAUGACUGCUUCAUCGAGGGAUGUGAUGGGUCGGUUCUCAUUGAUUCAACAAAGGAUAACAAAGCAGAAAAGGACUCCCCAGGGAACUUGAGCUUGCGAGGCUAUGAAGUUAUUGAUGAUGCAAAGGAGCAGUUGGAAGAGCAAUGCUCUGGCAUAGUCUCAUGUGCUGAUAUUGUUGCAAUGGCUGCCAGAGAUGCAGUUUUCUGGGCUGGGGGUCCAGUGUAUGAUAUACCAAAAGGAAGAAGAGAUGGAAGGAGGUCUAAGAUAGAAGACACAAUCAACCUGCCUUUCCCCUCCUUCAACACCUCACAGCUGAUCCAGGCCUUUGGGCGGCGAGGUUUCUCUGCUCAAGAAAUGGUUGCCUUAUCUGGGGCGCAUACGUUAGGAGUGGCAAGGUGCUCAUCCUUCAAAAGCAGGCUGAGUAACGCAGAUCCCACUUUGGAUUCGGAUUUCGCCAAGAUAUUGUCACAAACAUGCAGCGCCGGCGACAACGCAGUGCAGCGGUUUGACUUCACACCAAACACUUUCGACAAUUAUUACUUCAACACAUUGAUCAGGAGAAAUGGACUUCUUUUCUCGGAUCAGCAGUUGUACGCCACACCCAGGACUCGAGCCAUUGUCAAUGGCUAUGCCAUGAACCAAGCCAUGUUUUUCUUUGAUUUCCAGCAGGCGAUGGUCAAAAUGGGCACCCUCGACGUCAAGGAAGGACCCAACGGAGAAGUUCGAGAGAAUUGCCGCAAAAUUAACUGAAAUUUAGAUCCAUUCAAACCCUUACAACUUGUUCAUCUUCUGUCCAAACUUGUAUCAAUGGAAACGUCUUUAUGAUUUAUGGUUGCAUCAUAAAAUUAAAUAAUAACACUCUCUCCUGUCUCUGUCUGUACA
Theobroma cacao (cacao) is the source of this 1183-nucleotide messenger RNA. Its product is annotated as Peroxidase superfamily protein. NCBI's taxonomy places the organism in Eukaryota, Viridiplantae, Streptophyta, Magnoliopsida, Malvales, Malvaceae. The record is from RefSeq and is a predicted model, not a curated record. Gene Ontology annotation, molecular function: peroxidase activity; heme binding. Gene Ontology annotation, biological process: hydrogen peroxide catabolic process; response to oxidative stress.